Molecule: messenger RNA, 444 nt
Organism: Aspergillus uvarum CBS 121591
Lineage: Eukaryota; Fungi; Ascomycota; Eurotiomycetes; Eurotiales; Aspergillaceae
Product: cytidine deaminase
Exons: 5
Coding region: 1-444 (147 amino acids)
Cellular component (GO): cytosol
Molecular function (GO): zinc ion binding; cytidine deaminase activity
Source: RefSeq, a predicted model, not a curated record
AUGGCAUCGUCUGCUGACCAUCUUUCGGCCCAAGAGCUGGAGACUCUCUCCACCAAAGCUAUUUCUGCCAAGGACGUUGCGUACUGCCCUUAUUCAAAGUUCCGGGUUGGAGCCUGUGUUUUGACGCAAACAGGCGAGUAUUUUCACGGUGCCAACGUAGAAAACGCUGCCUAUCCUGUUGGGACCUGUGCAGAAAGGGUUGCAUUGGGGACUGCGGUUGUAGCUGGGCAUCGAGGCUUCAAAGCCAUUGCUGUUGCAACAGACAUUGAGCCAGCAGCAUCACCUUGCGGCAUGUGCAGACAGUUCAUACGUGAAUUUUGCACCUCAUCAUUGCCCAUCUUUAUGUAUGAUGGGCAAGGAAACUUUACUAUGAAAACUAUUGGAGAGCUUCUGCCGGACUCAUUCGGCCCGGACGAUUUGCCUGGAGCCACGAAACAAUCUUAG